AUCCACCGACGGCUAUUGAAUAUCCUCUCUCUCUCUCUCUCUCUCUAUCUGUCUCUUCGUCUUUGGUUAUUGGCGGAGAGAGGGAAAGAAAAUGCAGAGGUCACGAGAUCAACGGUCAAGAUCAUCCAGACCCGUCACAACCAUUCACGGGUUCGCUCAAUCUGGUGAUCUGCUUUCCUUUCAAAAGCUGCUUUCCGACAACCCUUCUCUUCUCAAUGAACGUAACCCUGUUAUGGUGCAGACACCACUUCAUGUUGCUGCUGGAUACAAUCAUGUUGAAAUACUCAAGUUUUUGCUUGGUUGGUCUGGCCCAGAAAAGGUCGAGAUGGAAGCCAAGAAUAUGUACGGAGAGACCCCAUUGCACAUGGCAGCCAAGAAUGGUUGUAAUGAAGCUGCAAAGAUGCUUCUUGCUCAUGGUGCUCUUGUUGAAGCGAAAGCAAAUAAUGGGAUGACUCCAUUGCAUCUUGCUGUUUGGCACUCGCUACGAGCUGAAGACUGUUCUACGGUCAAGACAUUGUUAGAUCAUGAUGCUAAUUGUAGUGCCGAAGACAACGAGGGCAUGACUCCUUUAAAUCAUCUCUCUCAAGGACCUGGGAAUGAAAAAUUGCGUGAACUUCUGAAUCGGCAUCUUGAAGAGCAAAGAAAACGUAAGGCUAUUGAAGCAUGCAGCCAGACAAAAGCAAAAAUGGAUGAACUUGAAAACGAAUUGUCUAAAAUAGUGGGCUUACAUGAGCUUAAGCAGCAACUCCGCAAGUGGGCGAAGGGGAUGCUCUUGGAUGAGCGCCGUCAGGCCCUAGGGCUUAACGUUGGUGCAAGAAGACCACCCCAUAUGGCUUUUCUUGGAAACCCUGGAACUGGGAAAACUAUGGUUGCUAGGAUUCUUGGCAAGUUACUUCAUAUGGUAGGUAUUCUUCCGACCGACAAGGUGGCGGAAGUGCAGAGAACAGAUCUGGUUGGUGAAUUUGUUGGUCAUACAGGACCAAAGACAAGGAGAAAGAUCCAAGAAGCUGAAGGGGGAAUUCUUUUUGUUGAUGAAGCCUAUCGAUUAAUACCUAUGCAAAAGUCAGAUGAUAAGGAUUAUGGUUUGGAAGCGCUAGAGGAGAUAAUGUCUGUCAUGGACAGUGGGAAAAUUGUAGUCAUUUUUGCAGGCUAUAGUGAACCAAUGAAGCGUGUGAUCUCCUCCAAUGAAGGCUUUUGUAGAAGAGUUACCAAGUUCUUUCAUUUUGAAAACUUCAGUUCCAAGGACCUAGCUAACAUUCUUCAUCUUAAAACGACUAAUCAAGCUGAGAGCAGCUUGUUAUACGGAUUUAAGUUGAAUCCUUCAUGUAGUGUUGAUACUGUUGCAGCACUUAUUGAGGAAGAAACCACUGAAAAACAGCGCAAGGAGAUGAAUGGAGGUCUAGUGGAUCCAAUGCUAGUUAAUGCAAGAGAAAAUUUGGAUUUGAGACUCAGUUUUGACUGUAUAGACUCGGAUGAGUUACUUACAAUCACAUUAGAGGAUUUAAGAGCUGGUUUGCAAAUGCUGUCACAAUGAAUGGAACAAGUAGGGAUUUGCUGGGGGAAUGAGGAAGCACAGAGAUUAUGACAUACGUUGGUCUCAAAGAAUAUCUUUUAAUCUCAAUGGAAAAAAAAAAAAUUCUGCUUCAAAAAAAAAAUUCUGCUUCAAAUAUUGGACGCCUGCCAUAAUCAGAUCACUGAAUUUAUUUAUUUAUUGAUUGUUUCAGAUUCUUGUUUAUUUAUAGAUAGGCUAGGCUGUAACAAGUUAGAUAAAAACUUUUGUACGGAACUACGUUAAUGAAUUGGAUAAUGAGAAUAUGUAAUUUU
Messenger RNA from Lycium ferocissimum, 1824 nucleotides. RefSeq lists its product as uncharacterized. The record is from RefSeq and is a predicted model, not a curated record. The transcript has 7 exons. Bases 92 to 1534 code for a protein of 480 amino acids. NCBI's taxonomy places the organism in Eukaryota, Viridiplantae, Streptophyta, Magnoliopsida, Solanales, Solanaceae. Gene Ontology annotation, molecular function: ATP binding; protein binding; ATP hydrolysis activity.